Molecule: messenger RNA, 1047 nt
Organism: Zychaea mexicana
Lineage: Eukaryota; Fungi; Mucoromycota; Mucoromycetes; Mucorales; Lichtheimiaceae
Exons: 5
Coding region: 1-1047 (348 amino acids)
Source: RefSeq, a predicted model, not a curated record
AUGAGCGGUGGUGCUAGUGACAUAACCUUCCGACAACUGGGCAUUCAAACGCCUGACAAACUAGAUAUCAAUAAUCCAUCAUUAUCAACGACAACAACAACGAGGAAUGACCCUUGUCUACCUACUAUAGAUCAACAGGAGGUUGUCGAUAACGCAGCACCUUCAUGCCAUCCAACUGAUAACACGUCCGCACGGCCGCCGCCAAAAUUUGCAUAUCAACGAACCCUAUUCAAAAACUCUCGAGGGACACGUCUUUCGUUUCAGUCGGACAGUCGCACGUACAAUCGGCGAGUCUCUUUUGAUAAUAGCACAUUGGACGCAGUAGAUCAACAGCAUGUCGUACUACGUCAAACCAGUGAUGGGUUUGAGCGGACGCGACGAUCACGUGCUUACUUGAUACCGGUGAAUAUGGAUGUUGCAGGAGCGCUUGAUGGUGUCAAGUAUGCUCUCAUGGACCUAGUUGACGAAAGUGACGAGAUUAUUGCUGUGGGGAUUUUCAGCAAAGCUACAGAUCCGUAUGCAUCAGCCCAGACAAAGGCGGAUGAGCUCAUGCGUAGCGUAAUGGAAUUUCAUCAAGGAGACAAGAUUAGCAUGACGGUAGAAGUGUAUAGCGGGAAGUCUGCCAAGAGUACCCUGGAAGAAAUGGUGGACAUCUAUGAGCCGUCGAUGGUAAUUGUCGCUUCCCAUAAACGAACAAAAUCGUCUCACGAAUUUUCGGGCACGGGGAUAUUCAGAAGCGCUCUCAAACGAUGUAUGACACCGAUCAUUUUUGUGCCCACAGAAACGUACAUACGACGUGCAUCAACAGGUGAUAUCUUGUCAUCAUCUUCAGCAGCAGUGCAGCGCUGCUCCCUUCUGCCCACCGCACAACAACAACAAGACGAAAGUGCUCAACCGCAGAGGGGUGCUCGUCGUUCAGCUUCUGAUCCACAGGUUAAACUUCAGCAACCAAUACAACGACGGCAUGUUCGUUCUGUUACUUCUAUACGCUUUAUCAUCAGAAUGAUGGCCAUGUUUAAGAAAAAAUGCAAGGCCAUUGAUGAAUGA